This is a messenger RNA of Lactuca sativa (garden lettuce), 1162 nucleotides long. RefSeq names its product S-adenosyl-L-methionine-dependent methyltransferases superfamily protein. The record is from RefSeq and is a predicted model, not a curated record. NCBI's taxonomy places the organism in Eukaryota, Viridiplantae, Streptophyta, Magnoliopsida, Asterales, Asteraceae.
GUUUUGGAGAGUUUGUUGAAGGAGUGACAGACCAUUUGAGACAGCUGCUUUGAGCCUUUGAUGAGUGGUUUGUUCAAGUGUUCAUAAAAGCAUAAAAGCAUAGAAGGCAUCCACCUGAGGUAAAUGUCAGGCGCUGAAUGUGAAGAAGAAGUCAACCCAACGGAAGACGAAGAAGAAGAGGAAGAAACGGUGAUAGGGUUAGGAUCUUACAAAGGAAAAGUUCGAAUGGUGAGAGGAGAUCCCUCCGAUGAGAUGAUGUUGCUUUGGGGACUUCAACAGCCAACGUUCUCUAAACCCAAUGCUUUCGUCGCUCAGUCUUCUCUCAACCUCUCCCUCGAUGCUUGCGGACGUUGUCUCUCCAUUUCUCAGUCCCCUUCUUCACUGGGUGUUCCUGGAGUAACUGGAUCAGUUAUGUGGGACAGUGGAAUUGUUUUAGGGAAAUUUUUGGAGAAUGCAGUGGAAACAGGAUUACUUGUUCUUCAAGGCAAGAAGGUUGUUGAAUUAGGUGCAGGAUGUGGCUUAGUUGGAUGUAUUGCAGCUCUUUUAGGUUCUCAAGUUAUUCUUACAGAUAUGCCAGAUAGACUAAGGCUUCUAAAAAAGAAUGUUGAAGAUAAUUUAUAUGGAGAUGUGAGAGGUUGUGCAACAGUUAAUGAGCUUACAUGGGGAGAUCAUGCUGACUCAGCAUUGGUGGAACCUUUACCUGAUUUUGUGAUAGGAUCAGAUGUGAUCUAUAGUGAAGAAGCAGUAACAGAUUUGUUAGACACCCUACUAGAACUCAGUGGGACCCAAACAACAAUUAUUUUGGCUGGAGAACUUCGAAAUGAUGCUAUCCUUGAAUAUUUCAUGGAAGUGGCAAUGGAGGAUUUCAUCAUUGGGCGUGUAGAUCAAGAAGGUUGGCAUCCGGAUUAUAAAAGUCCACGUGUUGCUAUGUAUGUAAUGGUUAAGAAGUCGAUGCCAUAGUGAUGAAUUGUUUUUGAUUCGUAACAUAUAGUGUGUUGUGCUUAUUUUUUUUUUUGUUCAUGAAUUUUGUUUUUCUUUAAGAGAUUCAAGAAACCACAUGUUGAUGUUUGGUAGUUUGUAGGUUAUAACAGUUUUCUUUACAAUAGUAAAAUUGUAAUGUGACACGUUUUACAUGACAAUGGAACAAAAAUGUCGUAUGUAA